AUGUCAGAAUCUUCCGCCGCGGCCUCCAAGGCCCAGGCGUCGGCCUUCCCUGAUGGCACCACCGACUACGUGCCUCUGCGCGCCGGCGGCAAAUACGACCUCAAGAAGGUGCACAUCUCAGAGACGCCCAUUACCUGGGGCAACUGGUACAAGCACGUCAACUGGCUCAACACCACCUUCAUCGUCUUCAUCCCCCUGCUGGGCUUCGUCUCCGCCUACUGGGUGCCUCUCAAGCUGGCCACGGCCAUCUUCUCCGUCAUCUACUACUUCAACACUGGUCUAGGAAUCACAGCUGGAUACCACCGUCUCUGGGCUCACUCCUCAUACAAGGCCACUCUCCCCCUCAGAAUCUACCUUGCCGCUGUCGGUGCUGGCGCCGUCGAAGGCUCCAUCCGCUGGUGGUCAAGAGGCCACCGCUCUCACCACCGAUACACCGACACCGAAAAGGACCCCUACUCCGUCCGCAAGGGUCUCCUGUACUCCCACAUUGGCUGGAUGGUCAUGAAGCAGAACCCCAAGCGAAUUGGCCGCACUGACAUCACCGACCUCAACGAGGACAGCAUCGUUGUCUGGCAGCACCGCAACUACCUCAAGUGCGUCAUCUUCAUGGGCCUCGUCUUCCCCACCCUCUUCUGCGGCCUCAUGUUCAACGACUUCCUCGGCGGCUUCGUCUACGCCGGCAUCCUCCGCAUCUGCUUCGUUCAGCAGGCCACUUUCUGCGUCAACUCCCUCGCCCACUGGCUCGGUGACCAGCCCUUUGAUGACCGCAACUCACCCCGUGAUCACGUCAUCACCGCUCUCGUCACCCUCGGUGAGGGCUACCACAACUUCCACCACGAGUUCCCCUCAGACUACCGAAACGCCAUUGAGUGGUGGCAGUACGACCCCACCAAGUGGAUGAUUGCCUUCUGGAAGUUCACCGGCCUCGCCUACGACCUGAAGCAGUUCCGCUCCAACGAGAUUGAAAAGGGCCGUGUCCAGCAGCUCCAGAAGAAGCUCGACCAGAAGCGUUCCACCCUCGACUGGGGCACUCCCCUUGAGCAGCUCCCCGUCAUCGACUGGGACGACUUUGUCUCUCAGUCCAAGAACGGCAAGGCCCUCGUUGCCAUUGCUGGUGUCAUCCACGACGUUACCGACUUCAUCAAGGACCACCCCGGUGGCAAGGCCCUCAUCUCCUCCGCCAUUGGCAAGGACGCCACGGCCAUCUUCAACGGCGGUGUCUACCUCCACUCCAACGCCGCCCACAACCUGCUCUCCACCAUGCGUAUCGGCGUCCUCCGCGGCGGCUGCGAGGUCGAGAUCUGGAAGCGCGCCCAGUUUGAGAACAAGGACGUUACCUAUGUCAACGACUCUGCUGGCCAGCGCAUCGUGCGUGCCGGUUCCCAGGUCACCAAGGUUAUCCAGCCUGUGGCCAGCGCCGACGCUGCUUAA
Trichoderma gamsii is the source of this 1431-nucleotide messenger RNA. Its product is annotated as acyl-CoA desaturase. Gene Ontology annotation, molecular function: heme binding; stearoyl-CoA 9-desaturase activity; iron ion binding. NCBI's taxonomy places the organism in Eukaryota, Fungi, Ascomycota, Sordariomycetes, Hypocreales, Hypocreaceae. The record is from RefSeq and is a predicted model, not a curated record. Bases 1 to 1431 code for a protein of 476 amino acids. Gene Ontology annotation, cellular component: endoplasmic reticulum membrane. Gene Ontology annotation, biological process: unsaturated fatty acid biosynthetic process. The transcript has 2 exons.